Messenger RNA from Orcinus orca (killer whale), 4273 nucleotides. RefSeq names its product early growth response 3 (gene EGR3). Gene Ontology annotation, biological process: regulation of transcription by RNA polymerase II. Gene Ontology annotation, molecular function: RNA polymerase II cis-regulatory region sequence-specific DNA binding; DNA-binding transcription factor activity, RNA polymerase II-specific. Lineage: Eukaryota; Metazoa; Chordata; Mammalia; Artiodactyla; Delphinidae. The record is from RefSeq and is a predicted model, not a curated record. Bases 440 to 1603 code for a protein of 387 amino acids. The transcript has 2 exons.
GGCAGUGGCGGCGGUGGCGGCGGUGGCGGUGGCGGAUCGGGGGGCGGGGGGGCCGCGGGCGCGCGUCUGUUUGUGUUAUCAAUACUGAGGCCGCGUGCGACCCCCUUGGGCCGAGAUCCCCCCCCGGCCCAGCACCCACCCACCCACCCCGCACACGCCCCCCCCCCACGCCACGACCCAGCCUCUUACGGCACCAGCUGAGGCACCCAAGAGGAUUACCCUCCUUUGCCCUCUCUCCCACCCACCCCCCAAAAAGAGAAGAUCCCCUCCCCAGGCCCACCCCUUCCCCUCUUCCCUCCCCCCUCCUCCCGAACUUUCCCUCUCGCAUGCUUUUCCCCUGCACCACGGAUCGCCUCUCCGAUGCCGCUUGCCUGGAAGCUGCGUUAAGAGCGAGCGGCGGCGGUGGCGGCGGCGGCGGCGGCGGCAGCUCGGGAGUGCUAUGACCGGCAAACUCGCCGAGAAGCUGCCGGUGACCAUGAGCAGUUUGCUAAACCAACUGCCUGACAAUCUGUACCCCGAGGAGAUCCCCAGCGCGCUCAACCUCUUUUCUGGCAGCAGCGACUCGGUAGCCCAUUACAAUCAGAUGGCUACAGAGAAUGUGAUGGACAUCGGUCUGACCAACGAGAAGCCCAACCCGGAACUCUCUUAUUCGGGCUCCUUCCAGCCAGCCCCUGGCAACAAGACCGUGACCUACUUGGGAAAGUUCGCCUUUGACUCCCCUUCCAACUGGUGCCAGGACAACAUCAUUAGCCUCAUGAGCGCCGGCAUCUUGGGGGUGCCCCCGGCCUCUGGGGCACUCAGCACGCAAACCUCCACAGCCAGCAUGGUGCAGCCGCCGCAGGGGGAAGUGGAGGCCAUGUAUCCGGCGCUGCCCCCCUAUUCUAACUGCAGUGAUCUCUACUCGGAGCCUGUGUCUUUCCACGAUCCCCAGGGCAACCCCGGGCUCGCCUAUUCCCCCCAGGAUUACCAAUCGGCCAAACCGGCCUUGGACAGCAAUCUCUUCCCCAUGAUUCCUGACUACAACCUAUACCACCACCCCAACGACAUGGGCUCCAUUCCGGAGCACAAGCCCUUCCAGGGCAUGGACCCCAUCCGGGUCAACCCGCCCCCUAUUACCCCCCUGGAGACCAUCAAGGCAUUCAAAGACAAGCAGAUCCACCCGGGCUUUGGCAGCCUGCCCCAGCCGCCGCUCACGCUCAAGCCCAUCCGGCCCCGCAAGUACCCCAACCGACCCAGCAAGACCCCGCUACACGAGCGGCCCCACGCGUGCCCGGCGGAGGGCUGCGACCGCCGUUUCAGCCGCUCGGACGAGCUGACCCGGCAUCUGCGCAUCCACACGGGCCACAAGCCCUUCCAGUGCCGGAUCUGCAUGCGGAGCUUCAGCCGCAGCGACCACCUUACCACUCACAUCCGCACGCAUACGGGCGAGAAGCCCUUUGCCUGCGAAUUCUGCGGGCGCAAGUUUGCGCGCAGCGACGAGCGCAAGCGCCACGCCAAAAUCCACCUCAAGCAAAAGGAGAAGAAGGCGGAGAAGGGGGGUGCGCCUUCUGCGUCCUCGGCGGCCCCGGUGUCCCUGGCCCCUGUGGUCACCACCUGCGCCUGAGGCUCGGGCCCCCAGAUCACACUUUUCCCCUUCAGUGUCUCCCGGCUGCUGGCCUGAAUGCAGCCGGAAAGCUAGCCACGGAGGCGCAGGGGCCGCGCCCUGGCCUCUCCAUGGACGUAAGGCCCCUUGUUUCCCUUCGCUGUCCCCCGUUUCCACCCUUUCACACCGGCCAACGGUCGGGGGCCAGGGCAGGAGGCGCCUUCCCCUUGCUGCCCCCUAUUAGCCAAGGCGUGGGGGCGGAAAGGUGGCGUCUAGCCCGCUUUGUUCAGUUGGGAUCGUCUUGAUCCAGGGGCCGCCGGGCCGGGCCAAGGACCUGCGGGGGACUGAAGGCUGGGCCCGCCCAAGCCUCGCUGGACCCAAGCACCUCACGGUUCUCCCCACGUCUCCCUCGGUUCCCCAUCGAAGACCCGAGAGGGGGAGGGGGUAAGGAGCGCACCAAAGCGCAGAGCUUGCUGCCCGCCGCACGCACGCGCGCCUGCGUGCGGGGAUGCGCGCGAGUGUGCGUGCUCGCGUGAGUGUAUGUGUGCGUGUGUGUUUCUGUGUGUGUGUGUGUGUGUGUGCGUGUGCGCGCGCGCGCGCUCGCACGUGUGUGUGCGAGACUCUUGAGCUGAACUGGGCUAUGUCCACCCCAAACUCUUCCCCACCUCGGGUCCCCAGGCCGCUGGGGGCCUGCACGUGGCGGGACGAGACGGUCUUCCAUCUGCUCCGAAAUAAUGUUUCUUACAGAAAUGCCUCGGGUGCCGCCGCCGCGGUGCUGCUACCGCCGCUUAGGGUUUGGCCCCUCAGAAUCCCUCCUUUUCCGAGCGCUUCCCUCUCAAGGCCUCAGGGCAGUUUGAUCUUCGGGGAGAAGAAGCAGCCAUCACUGAACCUGCCUUUAAAAAAAAUGUGUUUCCUCGGCCCCAGAGAUUUUUAAAUCUCUGUUCCUGAGUUUGCCCUCUGCCCUUUUUCCCCCUCCUCUCCCUUCUCCCCUCUAAGCCUUUUCCCAUCUCUUUCCAAAUCUUUUUCCAAAAAGGCAGGCCUCAACCAACCACCCCAUUUUGCCAUCUUUUUGUUCUCUCACUCACAUACCCAUUUCUCUUCCCACCAUUAAUGGGAAUGCAGCUUUUUUUCCUCUCUCUCUUUGUCAUCACCAACACAACAGGUAGAAUUCAAAUUUAUGAAUAUGGUGUGUGUGUAUGUAUGUAUAUAUGUGUGUCUACACACACACACAUAUAUACAUUUAUAUAUAACAUGCACACAAUAUGUAUUCCUAGUAAAAUAAAACCUCUAAGGUACUUGGCUAUCCAGUGCAGUGCACCGGAAUAAAGAGAAUUUGUAGGCAUUUGCAGCUUUAAAUGAUUUAUUUUUUAUGAAAAAUUUAACUGACGAGAUUAUAUCUACAUGUGUGUAUGUGUGUGUGAGUAUGUAUAUAUACAUCCAUAUACACACAUAUGCACACAUCUCUGUCCAAAUUUUCCUCAAAGCUAUGGGGAUGUUUGCAUUAAUCCAUGUUGCUGAAUGAGGCACAUCUUCUCCGUACCCCAGUCUCACCUUCUCCCCGCCCUACCUCACCUCUUCUCAGGCACCCCCUCUCCCCAGCCUCCUCCACACAGGGGUGACUCUUUGGAAGUGGAGUAGUAGGGAAGGUUACUCUCUGACACAGCUUCCAGUGCAGUCUUGCCCGAAUGUACUGUUCCCUGUUAGCGUUAUUUCUCCUGUGGUCAGUAAGCUGCCCAGAGAGAGGGAACAAAGGUCUGGAGUUUACAGAAUGUCUGUUUUUAAAGUCACUUUAUGCAUUUCCCACUUUUUUUUUUUUUUUAAAGAAAAAAGCACCGGUUUUUUUGGUGGCGGAUAGAUAAUACUAAAGGAGUCUAGUGAAAGGGGGGGAAAAUCAAAGAGCAGGGGACUGUGGACUUCCAGGUACUUGGACUUUUUGUAGAAGGAGAGAGAAGUGGAUGAAGUUUGCCGGGAGGGCCCAUAUUUUUUCAGCUGAAGGGUAAAAUCUUUCUUUGCAGAGACAGUAUUUUGCUGAAUACUUUUUAUAAUGUGAUGAUUAUUAAAAACAAAAAUUUUGGUCACUUCAAAGCUGGAAGGAGGAAUCAGAUAUCCUUUAAUAUUUUUUCCUUACUCCUUCUGGUAUAUGCAUGUCACUGCAUGAUAACGCUGAGUUUUCCUUUGUUUUAAUAAAACUGUUCUCAGACAUUUAAGCUAAACUAAGAGAAAACUAGCUUUGUUGCCAAAAGGUUGUGCUAUCCAGAUUUUUUAUAUGUCUGCAUGUUUUAAGAAAAAAACAGCAAAAGAAAAUGCACUCUAACUUAUGUGAACUGAGAGAAAAAAAUCAGGUUUUAAACAGGAAAACCUAUGGGGAAUGAUAUUUUUUGAAAGACUUUUGUAUAAAGUUGAGUACUUAGAAAAAGACAAACCAGAUGUAAUAUAUUUUGUGGAUGUUUUUAUUUCUUGGAUUUAUAGUACCUUAUACUAAGGUUAAAAAAAUAUGCUUGUUAUCGUGAAAAGGUGAAAUUCUUCACCAACAUUUCAUUUGCUCCUUUGUCACAUUGUUAUGCCAAUAUAAUAUAGUUCAUGAAAACAGCAUUUUUAAAAACUGAAAUAUUGAAAUGGUGUAAUGUUGUACCAUUUGCACUGUGAGCAAAUGCUAAUACAGUAAAUAUAUUGUGUUUGCUGACAAUCAGA